Anisakis simplex (herring worm) is the source of this 447-nucleotide messenger RNA. NCBI's taxonomy places the organism in Eukaryota, Metazoa, Nematoda, Chromadorea, Rhabditida, Anisakidae. The record is from the annotation of a GenBank genome assembly.
AUGGAGAGCUUAUACAAUCAAACGGGUGCAUUAUUACAACAAAUUCAUUUCGGUUUGGGUGCGUUAGAGAAUGCCAAAGAUGAGAGCGAUGCACAGAAGACCGUACAAAUGAUUUAUGAACAGCUUAAGUUCCGUCCGAAUGAAUCCACUCAAUUGUCUAUGGAUGACGGUGAAUUAAUGUUAAAUGAUCGCUUGCAUUCAUCGAAUAACGCUGUUGAUGAACUGAUUAAUCAUGGUUCAGCCAUCUUGGAACAAAUUAGAUCACAAGGAUUCGGUUUAAGAGGAAUUAAACGAAGAGUAUUAGAUAUCGGACAGCAGUUGGGUCUUUCAUCAACAACACUGCGAAUGAUCGAACGAAGGGUGAACGAAGACUGGGUGAUAUUUGUGAUUGGUUGCGUCUUUGUGAUUGUAUUCAUGUAUGUUUUCUAUCGUUUUUGGAAGGGAUAG